AUGCGGCUGAAGCUGGGCUUCCUGCUGCGCGCCGUGCUGCUGGCGGGCAGCUUCUUGGGGCUCCUGCUGCUCUGGUCCUCGCUGUCGCCCCGCACCGAAGAGCCGCUUCCCCCGGGACGGACGCGGGAUGACAAAGAAGCCAACAGACCCAUGCCAAACAAAGGAGACCAUGGACUAGGAAAUGAGAAGUUCAAACCCGUGGUACCUUGGCCUCAUGUUGAAGGUGUAGAAGUGGACUUGGAAUCCAUUCGAAGGAAAAAUAAGGCCAAAAAUGAACUAAAUCAUCAUGGUGGUGUUGAUAACAAACAGCAAAACAUCAUCCAGAAGCAGUAUCUCACAUUUAAGCCUCAGACGUUUGUAUACCGAGAUCCUGUUUUACGACCUGGAGUCCUUGGUAAUUUCGAACCCAAAGAGCCUGAGCCUCAUGGAGUUGUUGGUGGCCCUGGAGAGGAAGCAAAGCCAUAUGUUUUAGGACCAGAUUACAAAGAGUCCAUUCAAGCCAGCAUUAAAGAGUUUGGGUUUAAUAUGGUGGCAAGUGAUAUGAUCUCACUAGAUCGGAGCGUUAAUGACUUGCGUCAAGAAGAAUGCAAAUACUGGCAUUAUGAUGAUAAUCUGCUCACCUCCAGCGUUGUCAUUGUCUUCCACAAUGAAGGAUGGUCCACACUCAUGAGGACAGUCCACAGUGUCAUUAAAAGAACACCCAGGAAGUACUUGGCAGAAAUCGUGCUGAUUGAUGAUUUUAGCAACAAAGCACACUUACAAGAGAGGCUGGAUGAGUAUAUUAAGCAGUGGAAUGGCCUUGUAAAGGUAUUUCGAAAUGAGAGGAGAGAAGGUUUAAUCCAAGCUAGAAGCAUUGGAGCCCAGAAGGCUAAACUUGGACAGGUUUUGGUUUACCUGGAUGCCCAUUGUGAGGUGGGAAUUAAUUGGUAUGCGCCACUUAUAGCUCCUAUAUCUAAGGACAGAACCACAUGCACUGUGCCACUUAUAGAUGUCAUAGAUGGCAACACUUAUAAGAUUAUGCCCCAAGGGGGUGGUGACGAAGAUGGGUUUGCUAGAGGCGCAUGGGAUUGGAGUAUGCUGUGGAAGAGGGUUCCCUUGACCAAGCGAGAGAAGGAAAGCAGAAAGACAAAAACUGAACCGUAUCGGUCCCCUGCAAUGGCUGGUGGAUUGUUUGCCAUUGAACGUGAUUUCUUCUUUGAACUGGGUCUCUAUGAUCCAGGCCUUCAGAUUUGGGGUGGUGAAAAUUUUGAAAUUUCUUACAAGAUCUGGCAGUGUGGAGGAAAACUGUUGUUUGUUCCCUGUUCUCGUGUUGGACACAUCUACCGUCUCCAGGGUUGGCAAGGAAAUCCUCCUCCGGUGUACGUUGGGUCUUCUCCUACAUUAAAGAACUAUGUCAGAGUUGUAGAAGUGUGGUGGGAUGAAUACAAAGACUACUUCUAUGCCAGUCGGCCCGAAACAAAAGCACUACCCUAUGGAGAUAUAUCUGAGCUGAAAAAAUUCCGUGAAGAUCACAACUGCAAAAGUUUCAAGUGGUUUAUGGAAGAAAUAGCAUAUGAUAUAACUUCAUAUUAUCCCUUGCCACCUAAAAAUGUGGACUGGGGAGAGAUUAGAGGCUUUGAAACUGCUUAUUGCAUUGAUAGCAUGGGGCACACCAACGGUGGCUUUGUUGAGCUUGGUCCAUGCCACAGGAUGGGAGGAAAUCAGCUUUUCCGAAUCAAUGAAGCUAAUCAACUCAUGCAGUAUGAUCAGUGCUUAACUAAAGGACCAGAUGGAUCCAAAAUUAUGAUUACACACUGUAAUCAGAAUGAAUACCAGGAUUGGCAGUACUUCAAGAAUCUACACAGAUUUACUCAUAUUCCAUCAGGGAAGUGCUUGGAUCGCUCCGAAGUCCUCCAUCAAGUUUUCAUUUCAGAGUGUGACUCCAGUAAAGCAACACAAAAAUGGGAAAUGAACAACAUCCUCAGUGUGUAGACAAACGAAACCUACCUACUGACACAUUAAUUUGUACAGGACUCAAAAUAGCCUGAAAACUGCUGCAAUUAUUAACUUUGUACAGCUGCGAGCCUCCUGGGUUGGAUGAAGGACAUAGAGGAACUGUGAUUAUUACAAUAACAUUAUCAUCCGCAGUUAAUGUUUACAAAACUGCUUUACCUUAAACUCUGUAGAUGUUUACAUCCUUUUGUUUCAAGAUGUUGAUAAAUUAAUGUGCUGUUAGCUAUGGUUUCAUAGGAACAUAGCUAAAGGCGUUGUCGUCUUCUUUGGGAUUACACUCAGGGGUCUGAAGGCAGUUUUUUUACACACACUUGAAAAGGUUGGAGUAACCAGAUUUUCAUAGAACUUGGUGAUUAUCAACCUGUUGUAUAUUUUUAUUUAAUUUUACAUCCUACUAAGCACUGCCACAGGUUAUUAGCCAGGGUGGCCUUCUCUCACAGUCAUGCUGCUUUUUUGGAAGGUGGAUUUCAACAUAUUUAGUGCCUCUUUCAUUUCUCUCUUUCACAAGAAAAGCAUUUGUUGGAAAUUAAACAAUGGACUUUUCUGAGCUGUCACCAAGGGUAGGGACCAACCAUGCUACCCCAUGUCAUUACUGUGUGAUCAAAGACAAAUUUCUAUUGCCAGUUUGGCUGCUCUACUUUGACUGGACACUUUGUACAGCGUGAAGAACUUAAUGUCACGUUUAGUGCUAAUGUGGUACGUUUUGUUGGAAGUCAGCACCCUCGUGAUUCCAGUUCAGAAUUUAUAAGCACUAACUUGCUUGUUUAAACCAUGCCUUGCAUAAAAAAAAAUCAUUAUUAAAAAACAAAGAAAUAAAGCUGCACAAUUAUGUAAAACUUAAAAAGAAUCUAAUGCUUCAUUUGAUUUGUUAUUUUAAAUGGAAAUCACCUAGAGGUGGACUAAAACUUUGAAUUAGGAAAAAGCAUCCCGCAUCUUAACACAGCUGCGUAAUUCUUUACGAGGACAUCUGUCAACUAGUUUGGAUGCCAGAUUUAGAUUUGAAAAGAGAAAUGGAAAUCCUGAAACCACAUUUGUUCAUACUAAUUUUCUUCUUCUUUUGGAAGAAUGGAAGUCAUUGGAAACUUCUCCUGAGGGACUGCAAACACAAAAUAAAACCACUUGGUGCUAUAGUGUACAGAAUAGAAUGUGAAGAAGUUUCUAAAAAUGCUCUGGAAAGGAGCUGAUGCAAACACCCUUAGGAGUAUAAAUAUUUACUCUGAAUGAGCAGAGGUGGAGGAGAAAUGACUUAUCCUCACUUCCUUAUUCCAGAUUUUGUGACUUAAAUGUUGACAUCAUGUACUGAUUUCAUAAGAGUCAUGCCUAGAAUAUGUCAUACUAUUAAAUAUAACUAAAUACUUCCCUGAAGUCUAGAACAGCAUUGCAUGCAGCUUCCAUUGGUGUUAACAAGGGUUAUGUAUCAUAUUUGGUGACAGAUUUUGAUCUUUAUAGGGCUGUCUGCACUGAUCUAUUAGUUUGGGAUCUUCCUAGUUUCUUUAAACUUCUCAUCUGUCCUUUGAGAGCUAUGAUAAAAUAGAAAAUAAAAGAGGGAGAAACUGGAAAAAAAAGGAAAAUAAGGGGGUGUGCCGGUACUUGUUCCUUGUGUGUAUGAAAACUGACUCCAUUUUUGUGUAUUGGGUAGAUUAAUUUAAUCAUACGACUAUGCAUAAGAGAAAGAAUGGUGGCACAUAAAUUGUGCAGGUGUGCAUUUUAAAUGGGUAUUUUGUGCAAUUCAUUGAAAGCUGAUGCUGUAUGUGAAUAUGAAUCUGUAUGUGAGACUGAAACCUUACAAGACAUGAGAUCACAAGAAGCUGUUGCUGUAAUGACCUUUUCCUGCUAUAGCCGGCUUGGAAAAAAAUAAUUCCCAUAUUCUUGCUUUGUAAGUUGAUAAUAUCACUAUGCAUUUCUACAUAUUUUAUAAAUUUGAUUUAUGCAGAUUUUUGAUACACUGUAUGUUUCUGUAGAAAUUGUAUAAAUCUUUAAAAAAUUUAUUAGGGAUAAAUCGGGGAAACCUAUGUAUAUCUUACCUAUGGGCUGCUUGUUUUUUAGGUGAAGUAAAUAAAAGAUUUGGAUUUUUGGGUUUACUAUA
Melopsittacus undulatus (budgerigar) is the source of this 4078-nucleotide messenger RNA. It is a transcript of the gene GALNT7, whose product is annotated as polypeptide N-acetylgalactosaminyltransferase 7. NCBI's taxonomy places the organism in Eukaryota, Metazoa, Chordata, Aves, Psittaciformes, Psittaculidae. Gene Ontology annotation, biological process: protein O-linked glycosylation. Gene Ontology annotation, molecular function: polypeptide N-acetylgalactosaminyltransferase activity. The transcript has 12 exons. The coding region runs from base 1 to 1971 and encodes 656 amino acids. Gene Ontology annotation, cellular component: Golgi apparatus. The record is from RefSeq and is a predicted model, not a curated record.